Molecule: messenger RNA, 432 nt
Organism: Penicillium daleae
Lineage: Eukaryota; Fungi; Ascomycota; Eurotiomycetes; Eurotiales; Aspergillaceae
Product: MGMT family protein
Exons: 3
Coding region: 1-432 (143 amino acids)
Biological process (GO): DNA repair
Molecular function (GO): catalytic activity
Source: RefSeq, a predicted model, not a curated record
AUGCCACGCUCUGAAGAAGCUGAAUGGUGGGCGAAUGCCGUCUACGCCGCUAUCCAAGAAAUCCCCCACGGCAAAGUCACUUCGUACGGACAUAUCGCCCUCCUCCUCGGCGAACCCCAACGACCUCGUCAAGUUGGAGUCUGUCUCAAGUCUCUACCUAACGCCGAGACAGGCGCCCACUUCAAUUCGAGUAAUGUUCCCUGGCAGCGAGUCAUUAAUUCCAAGGGCAUGAUAUCGCAUCGAGGCCCCGGCAGUGCCGAGCGCCAAGCAGAAGCUCUGGGCCAGGAAGGCGUCGAGGUAACCAGGGAUAGUAUGGGCGAGAUAUACGUUGAUUUCUCCCGGUACGGCUGGUUUCCAGCUAGGUUACCCAGUGAGGAGCAAGAAGACGACGACGAAGAGGAUGGCGAGCAGUUAUUCGUGCGGGAGUCAUAG